Arabidopsis lyrata subsp. lyrata is the source of this 1990-nucleotide messenger RNA. RefSeq names its product putative pentatricopeptide repeat-containing protein At5g40405. Gene Ontology annotation, molecular function: protein binding; RNA binding; zinc ion binding. The record is from RefSeq and is a predicted model, not a curated record. NCBI's taxonomy places the organism in Eukaryota, Viridiplantae, Streptophyta, Magnoliopsida, Brassicales, Brassicaceae. Gene Ontology annotation, biological process: RNA modification. The coding region runs from base 10 to 1848 and encodes 612 amino acids. The transcript has a single exon.
GUUAUAGUCAUGAGUAGAAUUGUUAAACAUCCAGCUAUCUCUCUUUUGGAUUCCGGCACUACAUUUAAGGAAAUUCGGCAAAUCCAUGCCAAGCUCUACGUCGACGGGACACUCAAGGAUGACCAUCUCGUGGGUCAGUUUGUAAAGGCAGUGGCUUUGAGUGAUCACACAUACUUAGAUUAUGCGAAUCAGAUUCUUGAUAGGUCUGAUAAGCCUACAUUGUUUGCUCUCAAUUCUAUGAUCAGAGCACAUUGCAAGAGCCCUGUUCCAGAAAAAAGCUUUGAUUUUUAUAGUAGGAUACUCUCUUCGGGAAAUGGUCUUAAACCGGAUAAUUACACUGUCAACUUCUUGGUUCAGGCGUGUACGGGGUUAGGAAUGCGUGAGACGGGGCUUCAAGUUCAUGGUAUGACUAUCAGACGUGGUUUUGACAACGACCCGCAUGUCCAGACUGGGUUAAUUUCUUUGUAUGCGGAGCUUGGCUGUCUGGAUUCUUGUCAUAAGGUUUUUAAUUCGGUUUCGUACCCGGAUUUUGUGUGUCGGACAGCGAUGGUUACAGCCUGUGCAAGAUGCGGGGAUGUCGCUUUUGCGCGGAAGUUGUUUGAGGGAAUGCCGGAAAAGGACCCGAUUGCCUGGAACGCAAUGAUCUCUGGCUAUGCUCAGGUUGGUGAGUCAAGGGAAGCUCUAAACCUGUUUCAUUUGAUGCAGUUGGAAGGUGUGAAAGUCAAUGGGGUUUCUAUGAUUUCGGUUUUAUCUGCUUGCACUCAAUUGGGUGCUUUAGACCAAGGGAGAUGGGCUCAUUCUUACAUUGAGAGAAACAAAAUUAAAAUCACUGUGAGGCUUGGUACUACGUUGGUCGACUUGUAUGCAAAAUGCGGUGACAUGGACAAGGCUAUGGAAGUUUUCUGGGGUAUGGAAGAGAAGAAUGUGUACACAUGGAGUAGCGCCCUGAAUGGGUUAGCCAUGAAUGGGUUCGGGGAGAAAUGUCUCAAGCUUUUCUCUCUUAUGAAACAAGAUGGUGUUACUCCAAACGCUGUCACAUUCGUCUCUGUUCUCAGAGGUUGCAGUGUGGUCGGUUUUGUAGAUGAAGGGCAAAAACAUUUUGAUUCGAUGAGAAAUGAGUUCGGAAUAGAGCCUCAGCUCGAUCACUAUGGCUGCUUAGUUGAUUUGUAUGCUCGUGCAGGCCGCUUAGAAGACGCAGUAAGUAUCAUCCAGCAAAUGCCCAUGAAGGCUCAUGCUGCUGUUUGGAGUUCUUUGCUCCACGCAUCUAGAAUGUACAAGAACCUUGAACUUGGCGUUCUUGCAUCUAAAAAAAUGCUCGAGUUAGAGACCUCAAAUCACGGAGCUUAUGUCCUCUUAUCAAACAUAUAUGCAGAUUCAGACGAUUGGGACAAUGUUAGUCACGUUAGACAGUCAAUGAAAUCUAAAGGAGUCAGAAAGCAACCAGGGUGCAGUGUAAUGGAGGUAAAUGGAGAAGUCCACGAAUUCUUUGUUGGAGACAAAUCUCACCCAAAAUAUAACGAAAUCGACGCGGUUUGGAAGGAUAUCUCGAGAAGGCUGAGACUCGCUGGAUAUAAGGCAGACACAACCCCGGUUAUGUUCGACAUAGAUGAAGAAGAGAAAGAGGAUGCAUUGUGUCUACAUAGCGAAAAGGCCGCCAUUGCAUUUGGUAUAAUGAGUUUGAAAGCAGAUGUCCCGAUUCGGAUCGUGAAGAACCUUCGGGUUUGUGGAGAUUGUCAUCAGGUUUCCAUGAUGAUCUCCAAGAUUUUUAACAGAGAGAUCAUUGUGAGAGACAGAAACAGGUUCCACCAUUUCAAAGAUGGUCAUUGUUCUUGUAAUGGCUUUUGGUGAGAAUAUGAGAAAUGUAACAUACUUUUACCUAGUUAGCAAUUUUUUUUUCUUUUCUACAUAUAGAAACUCCGGUGAAUUUAGAUUUUAGAGGUUAAACAUUUUUACUAAAAGAAAUUUGAAAUGGUAAAAAUAUUAUAGUUUU